GGGACAGUUGUAGACAUCUUAGAACUUUUGUUGUUUUUCUCCAUUGUCACCAGGCCGGUUCCCGCGUGCGUAGGUGGUCGGUGGUUCGGACAAGGGCGGCAUCCUUGUGCGCAAGGGGCAGGACCUGAAGUCGGAGCAGUGCACGGAUCGCGCCUGGGCGGGUGGAGGAGCUUAAGUUGGUGGGCGAUCGGUUGCACUACAAGCGCCUCACAGGCACAGGGCCUGAUGAGGGCUGGGUGAGCACCAAGAUCAGUGGCAAGGAGCUUGUGGUGAAGAAGGAGGUGGAUGACACACCUGCUGAGGAUGUUGGCGGUCCAGGAGAGGCAUCGGGCCCCGUGGAGGUGGACGAAGCCUUGAAGGCGAAGGUCCUCGACAUCUCCAAGGCCAAGAAAGACGACUUCCUUUUGUACUGCAUGAAGUACAAGGUGCUGGGCUUCCCCCUGGACAAGCCCAAGCUGCGCGUGCUGUGCUUCCACAACGCCGGCAGCGCGGAAUCCAUCUACACCGGGCCGAAGACGCCGUUCAUCGACUGGGUGAAGGAAACGAAGCAGGUGGAGGUCAUGGCCUUCGACUACCCCGGCCGCGACAAGCUGCUGAAGGCCACGAAGCACACGACCACGGAGACCUUGGCGCCGGAGCUGCUGGGUGUGGCCUAUGAGAAGCUCACCGAUGGUGUUCCCUACAUCGUUUGGGGCCACUCGGUGGGCACCUGGGUCGGCUUCGAGUUCCUCAUGCACGCGCGAAAGAUCGGCCUGCCUAUGCCCUUGGCGGCCUUCUUUGUCACCUUCCCUGCACCACACUGGCCCGAGACGAAGCGCCCUUGGAGGAGGAAUGCCAAGCUGAACGAUGCAGAGAUGAAGAAGGAAGUCUUGAACUGGGACAGCACACACUUCGGCGGCGCGGGCAAGGUCGUCUUCGAGGAGCCCACCUGGAAAGAGACCUGGGAGCCGAUGAUGCGCGCGGACUUCAAGCUCUUCGACGAGUACAAGUUCAAGCACGCCGGCACACCGAAGUUCGACUUCCCCCUCCACUGCUGGUGGUGCGAGGGAGAGCACUUCAUCAAGGGAGAGAUGGUCCAGGCCUGGAAAGAUUGGACGUCCUCCGAGUUCGACUACCAGGUGUUGAAGGACACGGGGCACUUGACGGCCUUCUACCAGGCGGAGCUCAAGAAGGCGUACUUCACCAAAGUGACGGAUUUGAUGAAGAAGUAUGCGGGCUUGUAGGUGGCUUUUUUUUUGCCAGUAGGCCCGGCGCCUUUUUGAGGGUUUAAGGUGACCAGCGAGGUGCCCGAAAGAGUGUCUGGUAGUGCUGAAAUUGGAAUCAAGUGAGGCAUAGGUCCCUGCAGAGGUUAAGUGACCUGAACUAGGACCCCACAGGAGUACCUAUAGGAUAGUC
Durusdinium trenchii is the source of this 1395-nucleotide messenger RNA. The record is from the annotation of a GenBank genome assembly. NCBI's taxonomy places the organism in Eukaryota, Dinophyceae, Suessiales, Symbiodiniaceae.